AUGUCCUGCUACAACCCGUGCCUGCCAUGCCAGCCCUGCUGCCCGACCCCGCUGGCCAACAGCUGCAAUGAGCCCUGUGUCAGGCAGUGCCAGAACUCCACCGUCGUCAUCGAGCCCUCUCCCGUGGUGGUGACCCUGCCCGGACCCAUCCUCAGCUCCUUCCCGCAGAACACCGUUGUGGGAUCCUCCACCUCCGCUGCUGUUGGCAGCAUCCUCAGCUCUCAGGGAGUGCCCAUCACCUCUGGGUGCUGUGACCUCUCUGGCAUUUCCACAAGUGAGUUGGAAGCCCUGUCCUAG
Molecule: messenger RNA, 297 nt
Organism: Nipponia nippon (crested ibis)
Lineage: Eukaryota; Metazoa; Chordata; Aves; Pelecaniformes; Threskiornithidae
Source: RefSeq, a predicted model, not a curated record